AUGCUUGCCUCUGGUGAUGCAGUUUAUCCUGUUCCAGAAACCACACAUUUUAUUCUCAUAUCUUUUCCAUCAUAUUCAUCAACAACAUGGAACCUAAGAAUCAAACAGAUACUUCAGAAUUCCUUCUCCUGGCACUGACAGAGGAUCCAGAACUGCAGACCCUCCUCUUUAGCCUGUUUCUGUCCAUGUAUGUGGUCACUGUCCUGGGAAACCUGCUCAUUGUCCUGGCUGUCACCUUUGACUCCUAUCUCCACACUCCCAUGUAUUUCUUUCUUGCCAAUCUGUCCUUCACUGACAUCUGUUUUAGCACGGCCACGAUCCCAAAGAUGCUGGUGAACCUCCAAGCACAGAAUCCGAGCAUCACUUAUGCAGGCUGCCUUGUCCAGGUCUGCUUUGUCCUGAUUUUUGGUGUUUUGGAAAAUUUCCUCCUUGGAGUAAUGGCCUAUGACCGCUAUGUGGCCAUUUGUCACCCACUGAGGUACACAGUCAUCAUGAACACCCGGCUCUGUGGCCUGCUGAUUCUACUGUCAUUGUUCAUUAGCAUCAUGAAUGCCCUCUUCCACAGUCUGAUGGUGUUGCAACUGUCCUUCUGCACAGACCCGGAAAUUCCUUACUUUUUCUGUGAAGUUCUUCAGGUCAUCGAGGUUGCCUGUUCUGAUACUCUCAUCAAUAACAUCUUCUCAUAUUUUGCAGCUACCAUAUUAGGUGGUGUUCCUCUCUCUGGAAUCAUUUUCUCUUAUAUCCAAAUUGUCUCCUCCAUUUUGAGAAUGCCAUCAGUGGAUGGAAAGUAUAAAGCUUUUUCCACCUGUGGAUCUCAUCUGUCAGUUAUUUCCUUGUUCUACGGGACAGGCUUAGGUACAUACGUUAGUGCUGCAUUUACAUACUCUUCUAAGAAGACUGCAGUAGCUUCAGUGAUGUACACUGUGGUCACCCCCAUGAUGAACCCCUUUAUCUACAGCCUGAGAAACAGGGACAUGAAGGGGGCAUUGAGAAAAAUUAUCAGGAGCAUACCUGCUUUUCAGUGA
Messenger RNA from Trichechus manatus latirostris (Florida manatee), 1025 nucleotides. Its product is annotated as olfactory receptor 7G2-like. Gene Ontology annotation, cellular component: plasma membrane. The coding region runs from base 87 to 1025 and encodes 312 amino acids. NCBI's taxonomy places the organism in Eukaryota, Metazoa, Chordata, Mammalia, Sirenia, Trichechidae. Gene Ontology annotation, biological process: G protein-coupled receptor signaling pathway. The transcript has a single exon. The record is from RefSeq and is a predicted model, not a curated record. Gene Ontology annotation, molecular function: G protein-coupled receptor activity; olfactory receptor activity.